Molecule: messenger RNA, 1622 nt
Organism: Corvus hawaiiensis (hawaiian crow)
Lineage: Eukaryota; Metazoa; Chordata; Aves; Passeriformes; Corvidae
Gene: TMEM278
Product: transmembrane protein 88B
Exons: 2
Coding region: 793-1329 (178 amino acids)
Cellular component (GO): plasma membrane
Molecular function (GO): PDZ domain binding
Source: RefSeq, a predicted model, not a curated record
AUCCGUGGGGAGACAGACGUGAAGGAUUGGCCAGCACAGAGAGCAGCUCUGAGGCUGUUCUGUAAACAGAGCAGUGUUGCAAAGCUGAGCUGCCUCAGAAGGGACGACACUGCUGGGUCUGAGUGGCUGUGACUGCAGCUGAGAGCAGUGACACCACCACACACUGCUCCCAUCUCUGCUGCACGGUGAGGGCGAGGACUCCAGAGAGAGGGGAAACAGCUCCUGCUCUUUAUCCUCACUGCUCACCUCAUUUGGAUGAGCCUUGAGCAGGAAUAUUUGCUUGGGUACAAGGUGAAGAGCAUGGAAAGGUGAAGACAAGGAACUGCCUGUGAGUGCCUAAGCCUGAUAUCCUGAACGCCCAGCUGAGCUCAAAGGUGGAGUGGGAUACUAAAGUCCCUGAGCAGCCCAUCCCAGCUGCCACAGCAACCCUUUGGGACCUCUUGGGAUCGUAAUCCUAGGAAAAACAACAACCAAUUCAGUAGGAUUCUGGAUUCUAAACCAAAAUAAAAACUACUGCCAAACUUCCAGCAGCCUGAUCUGCUUUGGGACUGAGGCUGGGACGCUGCUGGAAAAGCAUCUGAAGGAAGCAAACUGUGCUGAGCAGGUCCUGGGGAAGCAGCGGGCCCAAAGGGACCUUUCCUUCCCUGCUCCACGAUGAUCUCUGGUUAAGGGCUCCUGGCCACGUGUGGAAGAGGCAGAAGAAGCCUUUGCAAAUUCCUUCCCAGCUCUGUUAGACCAAAAGCAAGGAAACCCUUUUGGAUAAGAGCGUGGGUUGGUGCAUCUCCUUGAAGAAUGUCUGGCCAGGAUCCUGAGGACUUUGGAGCAGAAAUCCUCUCGGAAAGGUCUCGGAUGAUCCCUGGGCUCCCCCCGUAUGACAUGGAUGACCAGCUCCUUCCCAGGGAGCCGCGCAGCCCCUGGUGCUGCCUGGCGUGGAGCCUGGUGAUAGGAACCAUGAACUCCCUGGUCUUUCUCCUUAACUUGCUCCUGAUGUUUGUUAUUUUCACCAUUGUGCUGCUUCCUACCAUUGUGGUGGUUUACUUUGGCUUCCAGUGCCACUCCCAGGUGCUGCACUCCUCUGCCCGCUACUGCAAGAGCAUCUUGGACGACAACAGCUCCUCUGCCCUCAUCAUCCUGGGCUUUGUCAUCAUGUCCCCGCUGCUGGUGGUGGCCAUGGCCAUCUACUGCAGCCUGGCACGGCGCCUGCGGCUGCUCAUGUGCUUCCAGCCCUACAGCCUGGCUGUCUACAAGGGGGGCCGCUGGUGCCACCCUGGGGAGGGGGCUCCGUGCUGUGCCAGGGGCUGCAACACCCAGCUCAAGGCCUGGGUGUGACCCUGCAGCACCUCCCUGUCCCUCAUCCUCAGCCCUGCCGCGGCUCUGCCGCUGCUGCUCAGCCAGGUCAGCCUCUGAUUUAUCCCAAAAACUGCCGCAGAGUGAAAGCACAGCGUGGGACAGGUGUGGGGAGGGUGUGGCAGCUUCGUCCUUCCCAAUGCUCUCUGGUGGUGUUUGUUGGUGUUGUUCCUGUCUGUGUGCUGCUCGUCGCUGGAUGCUGUCGCCCUGUGUCCCCAGUUUUCAUUAGGAACCAUUCCCAGUUUUCUGUAGAAAUAAAGUUCCUGCCAAAUCCC